CUUCGGAGGGUGAGAAAACAAUGAAAGAAUAUCAGUUUAAAGAAUAUCGUGAUUUCACCACUGAGGCUGUCGAAGAUUCAUUCGAACACACACGUAUAAUAUUGCACGCAAACAGAGUUGAAUAAUGAAACGUGGCGCGAAUCACUCGAGUGAUAUUUUGGAGCUUCGAAGCGCGAGUAAAAAUCUCGACAACAACAACGAGACGAGUAAUAAGAACAACAACAGCAUAAACAAUAACUACGAGGAGAGCAGCGGCUGCUUAACUGGGGCGAAGAACGGUUGUUCGUUAAACGUAGCCAGCCUCGCAUCCGGUCCCCAAGAAGUUGUGAUGAAGGAAAAAAGCAAAAACGCGGCGCGGUCUCGUCGCGAGAAGGAAAACCAGGAAUUCUUUGAACUCGCAAAGCUCCUUCCACUCCCCGCCGCCAUAACCUCUCAGCUCGACAAGGCCAGCAUCAUCAGACUCACGACGAGCUACCUCAAAAUGAGGCACGUCUUUCCCGACGGUCUCGGAGACGCUUGGGGCGCGGUUCCACCAGCAACGAAUCCACGGGAAGCUGCAAUCAAGGAACUCGGAUCGCAUUUAUUGCAAACGCUGGACGGUUUUAUAUUCGUCGUUGCACCGGACGGAAAAAUAAUGUACAUCAGCGAGACGGCUAGCGUGCAUUUAGGAUUAUCCCAGGUGGAACUGACAGGUAACAGUAUAUACGAGUACAUUUUCCCGGCGGAUCACCAAGAGAUGGAAGCAGUUCUGAGUCUUACUCACCUAGCAACGUCUCCAAACGGACUGAGCAAUCUGCCACCGCCAAAUCCGCGAGGCGACAUCGAGUUGGAGCGGGCAUUUUUCAUCAGGAUGAAGUGUGUCCUCGCGAAAAGGAACGCCGGUCUCACAACCCACGGUUUCAAGGUGAUCCACUGUUCCGGUUAUCUAAAGGUGAAACAGUUCAGCUUGAGCGGAGCUGCCGGCACGGAAUACGAAGAAGCUGGUAUUCAAAACGUGGGAUUGGUAGCCGUGGGUCACUCUCUACCCCCGAGUUCGGUGACGGAAAUAAAGCUCCAUCACAACAUGUUCAUGUUUCGAGCCUCCCUCGACCUGAGGCUCAUUUUUCUCGACGCAAGGGUUGCUCAGUUGACUGGUUACGAGCCUCAGGAUUUGAUUGAAAAAACUCUCUACCAGUACGUCCACGGAUGUGACGUCAUGCAGAUGAGAUAUUCUCAUCAAAUACUUUUGUACAGGGGUCAAGUAACGACGAGGUACUACAGAUUCUUGACAAGAUCCGGAGGCUGGGUUUGGAUGCAGAGCUACGUAACCAUCGUCCACAACUCAAGAAGCUCAAGACCACACUGCAUAGUCUCGGUUAACUACGUCCUCUCGGAUCAGGAGGCUUCGGAUCUGGUCCUAAACUCGGAACAGAAGCUCUCCGCCGGGACGUCUUCCUGUCCCCCAGUGACGACUGUUUUGCCAGGUUCGCUGUCCACGGCCACGACGGUCAUGCCAGGUGCGCUAUCCUCUGCGACGACAGUCUUACCCGGCACACCGACCUCGGCACCGGCUUCCGCUGGAGCGGCUUCAGGCGCCGAUAUCGACCUCGAGCAGAGUCCAAGCCCGCCAUAUCGCACCGGAAGAGUUAACGAGCCACCCGAUACCGAUUAUGGCGACAGUUCCGGCUACUCCGGGGCCGAGUUUGUCCCAGGACAAGCAGCCGGCCACGCUCAUUACCUCACGACGGCUUACGGGCCUCAAGGGAACAACGGCGCCAAUAAUCAAGUCGAGGGAUCGUACUAUCCAACGGAAUUGUUCUACCAGUAUGGAGGAAUGCAUCACGAAGUGAUGCCAUCAAUGCAGCAGCAACAGCAGCAGCAUCAACAGCAGCAAUCACAGGCUCACUCGCACCUGGUGCAUCACACAGUGCCAUCAACGAUCCAGCAACAGCAGCACAGCCCUCAACAAAACCAUCAACACCAAUCCCAACAACAACAACAGCAGCAACAACAAAGGCCAUUUUCAGCAUCAUCAAGCUCCUGCGGUAGUUCGGACGCCUCCGACGGUCACUUGCCGAGUCCAUUGGGUCUCCACUCACUUCCGACUGGCUACCCAGGCCAACACCACCUCCUCGAUUCCUCUUCUUCGUCGGCCAGCCUCGGUGACGGUAACGUCAUGUUCCCGAGCUGCGGUUUUAACAACAACAACAACAGCUACGCAACGGCGACGACGACGACGAGCCUAGCGCACCAGGACACCUCCUAUCCAGUCCACUCUGCCCAUCACAACCCCCGACAGGCCCACCCCCACCCUCACCCCCAGCCCCAUCACCACCCCCAUCACCACCAUCAUCACCACCAUCACCACUCCCUCGAGCACCUCGACGCUCCAGCUGGGUACACCAGCGUCAUAGUCGACACUCAGCAGUACAGUCCUGGGCAGUCGAUCCACAGCGUUUCGACGACAAGCGGGACUCCACCGUUGACUUCUCAUCAGCAUCACCACGAGGUUCACCACCAGUUUGUUCACUGACGUUCACUCCAAGGCCCGACUUAGCGAGCCGUAAUUCCUCCUCGGUCCGGGACUCCGGAACCUUGACGAUGAUCACGAUCAUUGGAUCAAAUGGCUGCAGGUGUCGAUCAUCCUGUUAGUUGAGACGAGCCCCAAGGCAGCUCGUGCUGGUCGCGAGUUUUCGCGGUAUUUUUUAUAUACACGCGUGCAUGUUACGUGUUUCAUUAUUAUUUUAUUUUAUCUCUCUGCCUUCCUCGAGAAGAGUCCUCAACGAUGUCGCGAUAUUAACCAAUUAAACAAUGUAAAAAACUAACAUACGUAUCGUGUCUCGCAAAUUAUCGCUGUGCGUGUAAAUAUGGUAUACAUUAUAUACACAUAUAUAUAGACAAUGCGAUGAGGUGUUAGGUACCUAGAUAUUAUAAAUAGAAAAUUAAUAUUAAACAAAGUCGAAACGAGUAUCUGGUCGCCGUUAUGGCCGUAGGUUAUACUAUACUUCAAUACAGACCUGUAGGGUUGAUUUCAGAAUACUGAUAACAGCUUAUUGUAAAUAUUAUACAUAUAUAC
Diprion similis is the source of this 3055-nucleotide messenger RNA. RefSeq names its product protein single-minded (gene sim). The record is from RefSeq and is a predicted model, not a curated record. Lineage: Eukaryota; Metazoa; Arthropoda; Insecta; Hymenoptera; Diprionidae. Gene Ontology annotation, biological process: regulation of transcription by RNA polymerase II. The coding region runs from base 125 to 2512 and encodes 795 amino acids. Gene Ontology annotation, molecular function: protein dimerization activity; DNA-binding transcription factor activity, RNA polymerase II-specific; RNA polymerase II transcription regulatory region sequence-specific DNA binding. The transcript has 9 exons. Gene Ontology annotation, cellular component: cytoplasm; nucleus; transcription regulator complex.